GGAAAAUUUCGAGCUUUCUUUUGGCUCAUAAUCUCAUCGAACAACGCGCCAGUUGAAGUCUCUUCCUCUUCCCUCCAAACCCCUAAUUUGCUUGUCAUGAAAUCGAUUGAGCCACCAUCGUUUUCUCUAGGGUUUGAAAUCGAUGCUGUAUCGGAUCCCAAUCCCGGUUUAAUCGGAGACGACGAGCCAGACCCGGGACUUACGGUCUCAGAUUCCGAUCUGGAGCUGGAAGCAAGUUGUUCAAGUCCGGUUCUCAAGCGGUUGCGACGAGGAGUUAGUAAUUUCAACAAGUGUCCUGCGAAAGAUGAUAUUAAUGAGUUGUUAGGUUUUAAGGAAGAUCGUGAUGAUGACGACGACAUCGAGGAGUUCUCUUCUCCCGAAGCUCCACCUGCAUCAACUAGAAGUCAGUUUUCUAGCUGCAGUUCAAAGGUUUCACUUCAUGGUUCUGGGGCUUUCACUAGCCAGCCUUCUUCUAUAUCUCGGAGUCGGGAAAAAGGAAAGCCGUUGGAUCGUGUUCCAGCAUCUACUAGCUCUGGGAUUACUUCUGUUGCACCAUUGUUUCAAGGCUCAGCUCGUAGUCCUCUUCGAAGGUUCCAACUACUAGAUUCAGAUUCUGAAGAUGACCACCCAUCCACUCGAAGCAGAGACUUAAGCGGAGCAACCAAAACAAAUAAUUCAUCCUCGAGAGAGGAAACUGGAUCUACGCCGUGUCCUGGUGAUCUGCUGAAACAUUUUCCGCCGGUGGCAGCUUCCAAGAUUCAAACACCAGCUCAACGAAGGUUCCAGCUGCUAGAUUCAGAUUCUGAAGAUGACCACCCGUCAUCCAGCAGAGAUUUAAGCAGAGUAACCAAAACAAAUGAUUCAUCCUCAAAGAGAAAGGAAUCUGGAUCUAUGCCAUGUACUGGAGAUCUGUUGAAAGAUUUCCCCCCGGUGGCAGUUUCCAAGACUCAAACACCAACGUUCCAGUUACUAGAUUCAGAUUCUGAAGAUGAACACGCAUCCAGCAGCAAAAGAGAUUUAAGCCGAGUAACUAAAACAAAUGGUUCAUCUUCAAAGAGUAAGGAAUCUGGAUCUAUGCCAUGUACUGGAGAUCUUUGGAAAGAGUUUUCCCCGGCAGUUUCCAAGACUCAGACACCAGCUCUACGAGAGUACCAGCUACUAGAUUCAGAUUCUGAAGAUGACCACCCAUUCACCAGCAAAAGAAGCCGAGUAACUAAAACAAAUAAGUCAUCCUUAAAGGAUCAACCAUCUGUUGCAAGUAAACCAAAAAGAAAGAAAUCUGAAGAUCUGUGGAAAGAUUUUCCCCCGGCGGCUGUUUGCAAGAUACAAACUCCAGCUUUGGAUGAUAUUUGUCAGGACUACUUUAGCUCGAUUAAGAGGAGUACAAGCAGCACAGCUCAGAAACAAAGCAGUGCUGUUGCAAGUUGUAGCAAUAGUGGAUUGUUUCAGCAAACUAGGGAAUUCUUGGAUUUUCCUCACCCAUCUCCUCCAUCUCAUCGUUUCUUCUUGCACAGUGAUCCAAGGAUCCAGAAUUUAGUCCGGAAGCGGUUACCAAACUUCUUGCCUUUGGGAAUUGUCAAUGAUAGAGAGAACCGGCCAGUGGAGUGCCUUAUUGAUUAUAUGAACCAAUUUGGCAGCAGUGAGACUUCUAAAACCGUAGACUCUAGCAGCAGAAGAAGGCAAGCAAAGUCAAAGGUCUCAAAAGGCCAAAAUAGCUCCAACGCGAGAUCUGCAGCUCCAAAAGACGCAGGCAAAAGACGUGUAUCGGCUAACAGUGGUUCUGCAGGUCAUUGGUUCACAUCCUCAGAAGGAAGGAAGGUUUAUAUCUCUAAAACCGGACAGGAGUUCUCAGGUCAAAGUGCAUAUAGAUGUUACAGAAAGGAGACAGGAGGUGGGUUUAAGAAAUCGAGAAAGAAACGACAGCCAAAGAAGAAGUCGAAGAAUUGAAUAGCAAGCUAUUAUUUUGCCUUCUAUGGACUCAGAUAUUUCACAAAGGACUCCAGAUUACAUCUGAGACGGUCGUGUUUUUGUGUUAUAACAGCUCGAGCAUCUCUACACUUCAAAAGGGUUAAUGCAUGAAACUUUUUGUCCAAUAUUUUGUAAUCUUUUUGAUUAUGUUUUUUUCUUUUUGUGUGAAUAACUUGGAUUAAUGAUCGUGUUUGGUACAUUCCAUGUAAGCAUUUAGAUUUACCAAUUCAAUAAAUCGUC
Eutrema salsugineum is the source of this 2208-nucleotide messenger RNA. RefSeq lists its product as uncharacterized. NCBI's taxonomy places the organism in Eukaryota, Viridiplantae, Streptophyta, Magnoliopsida, Brassicales, Brassicaceae. The transcript is spliced from 6 exons. The record is from RefSeq and is a predicted model, not a curated record. The coding region runs from base 97 to 1947 and encodes 616 amino acids.